UUUUUAACGGCUUCAACAUCAACAACAGUGGUAUCUGAUUAGAAUGUUGUUAAUGGUGAAUAUUUUCUGUUCAUUUUAAUAAUAUGCCUUCUUGUGUUGCUUACGGGUGCACAAACAGACCGGGAAAGAAGAUUCCGGGUAUAUCUUUCCAUAGGUUUCCCAAAAAACUUAGUGUAAGAGAGGCCUGGAUUGCUGCAUGUAGAUGGGAAAACUGGCAGCCUUCAUCAGUGAGUCUACUAUGCAGCAUGCACUUUACUGAAGAUCAGAUUGAUCGGAGCAAUCCUGUUCUUCCACGGUUAAAAAGAAAUGCAGUACCAAAUGUCUUCCCAGCUUUCCCAUCUUACCUUCAUAAAAAAUUGAAAAAAAGAAAAUCUCCUAUGAAAAGGAACAAUUUACUACAGAUCAAUCGCUUUGAGCAAGGUGUUUCUUCUUCUAUGUUAUGUGAUAAAGUGCCAUUGGUCAUUGAUGUUGAAGAAGUAGUUCCAAAUGCAGUGGAAGCAGUUGAAAACACUUUCACAAAUAAAACUGAUUCACCAACAUUACCCAUCAAAAAAGUGGAUGUUGUGUUUCACCAAAAAGAAAUCAUAAAAGGAUUGAAUCAUGAACUUGAAGUAGUUCCAGGUGCAGUGGAAGCAAUUGAAAAUACUUUCACAAGUAAAAUUGGUUUGCCAACAUUAUCCAUUAAAGAAGUGGAUGUUGUGUUUCAUCAAAAAGAAAUCAUAAAAGGGUUGAAACAUCGUCUUGAAGAAUCCAAUUCCUUAAUUUACAAGUAUAGGAAAAAAAUAAAAACCUUACAACAACAGACAAGAAGACAGAAAAUCAUAAUCAACUCAAUGAAAGAUGUACUCAAAGCAAUUCAGGAGACACAUUUUAUGGAUGAAGAUUCUCUAGAAUCUCUGAGUGGGACUGCAAGCCCAAGUUUACAACUAAUGAAGAGAGAAGUGGCAAAAUGUAGUGGAAAACCAACAAAGAAUUGCUCCAAAGAGCUAUCCUCGAUGUCGGAUGAGGAGGAUUGAUCACAUGACCAUGGGCUUUAGAGUUGGAGUACAAAGCUAAGAGACAAAAAUACAGCAGUGAAGCAUUAAAAGCGCAUUUACCAGCUGUCCCCAAUUUCACUUUUUUUUUUUUUUCAGAUAUUUUCAGAGGAAAAUUUUCAAAUUGAAGGCUUGAAAAUGCAUUUUUAGACUACGCUUGGUGACGUGAGGAGAGAGGCGAGGAUUCUAGAUCUAUUUGCGAGGAAAAUUUCUCGGAAUUUUUUUAAUAAAAUGUACA
Molecule: messenger RNA, 1272 nt
Organism: Uloborus diversus
Lineage: Eukaryota; Metazoa; Arthropoda; Arachnida; Araneae; Uloboridae
Product: THAP domain-containing protein 1-like
Exons: 3
Coding region: 84-1016 (310 amino acids)
Molecular function (GO): sequence-specific DNA binding
Source: RefSeq, a predicted model, not a curated record